Molecule: messenger RNA, 198 nt
Organism: Chondrus crispus (carragheen)
Lineage: Eukaryota; Rhodophyta; Florideophyceae; Gigartinales; Gigartinaceae
Exons: 1
Coding region: 1-198 (65 amino acids)
Source: RefSeq, a predicted model, not a curated record
AUGUACCUCACACUCGUUCCUGCCACAUUCAGGGCAAGCGGCAAUCCGCCACACAUUUCCAGUAUUUCACUCACGGCCUCCUUGCAUCUCGCAUCAUCCACUUCCCCUCGAUUCGCCUCACUCGCGUGCACUAGCAUGUCAACUGCUUCUUUCCCUUCUGUCUCUCUCGGCUCGAAAGCAAUCCGCUCCCCAAGCUGA